Molecule: messenger RNA, 1639 nt
Organism: Tauraco erythrolophus (red-crested turaco)
Lineage: Eukaryota; Metazoa; Chordata; Aves; Musophagiformes; Musophagidae
Source: RefSeq, a predicted model, not a curated record
AUGGUUUUGGCUGAAAUCAUGCCACUGUGCAGAAAUGAGCUCCAGAAGAGGUAUAGUAUGGUCAGCAAAAAAAAAGAUCUUAGUGGCUCCAUAACAACUCCAGAUGUUAAGCUAAAUCUUGGAGGAGAAUUCAUCAAAGAAUCUACUGCAACUACAUUCCUAAGACAGAGAGGGUAUGGCUGGCUUCUGGAAGUGGAAGAUGAUGACCCAGAAGAUAACAAGCCACUCCUGGAAGAACUUGACAUUGAUCUGAAGGAUAUUUACUACAAAAUUCGAUGUGUCUUGAUGCCUAUGCCAUCUCUUGGGUUUAAUAGGCAGGUAGUGAGAGACAAUCCAGACUUUUGGGGUCCUCUGGCAGUCGUCCUCUUCUUCUCGAUGAUUUCAUUAUAUGGACAAUUUAAGGUCGUUUCUUGGAUUAUAACUAUUUGGAUAUUUGGAUCCUUGACAAUUUUUUUACUGGCUAGGGUUCUUGGAGGAGAAGUUGCUUAUGGCCAAGUUCUUGGUGUGAUAGGAUACUCCCUACUUCCUCUCAUUGUCAUAGCACCUGUACUUCUGGUGGUUGGAUCAUUUGAAGUUGUUUCUACCCUAAUAAAAUUGUUUGGAGUCUUUUGGGCUGCAUACAGUGCUGCAUCAUUACUAGUUGGAGAAGAAUUCAAGACCAAGAAACCCCUUCUAAUUUAUCCAAUCUUUUUAUUAUACAUUUAUUUCCUGUCCUUGUACACUGGGGUGUGAUCUAGUGCAAGAUGUGGCCAGAAACCGUAUUUUUUUCACUUGCAGACUGAUAAUACAUAAGAUUAAGGAGGCUGGAGAUAAUACAAGUGACUGUUUUGUAUCCAGUUGUCAAGAUGUUUUAAGAUCGAAGACCAUAUUUGUGUAUAUUAUUUAAUGAAGCAAUUGUAGCUAUAUAGAUUUGUAUCAAAGUUCUAGGUUUGUUUAAACUCUUCAGAUUUUAAUGAACAAAGUAAAAGAACCUUGUGUUUUAUAAGGAAGUGUAGCAAAAACACAACUCGAUACCUGUGCCAAAAGCACUAGGACCAGAUUACUAUAUUCGAGGAGAAAAGUGAGAAGUUAGCUAUAACAGUCUCAAAGUGCAAUUUUUCUUUUGAGCUUAAACACAGCUGGCUUUUUUGGCACAGCAGAUUCUGUAGAUAAUAUAUAUUUAUGAAACAGUCCUGAUUGUUCACAGAAUAGUCUGUAUAAUCAAGACAUUAAGAUACUACUUUUAAUUUAGUGCCUCAAUUACUUUGAUUUGGCUAUUGAGUUUUUAUAAAUUCCAAUUUGUUUUCAAAACAUGUAUAUACUGUGUAUUUUGUAUCUAUGGCUUGUGUGUAGCGUAAAAACUCCUUGGUUAAGGAUGUAUAUUGGGUUUUUGAAAAUUGGAGAUACAAGUAUUUGAAGUCUUCAUUUACUAUCUCUGACCAAAGGAGCAAAAUACUUACUGUGUGACAUAAUUAAAUAAAAAGCAUUUUAGAGAAUCAAAUUAUUUUACUUAAAAGUAUAAAUUUACAGAGAAACGGGUGAACACCUUUCUCAACGGUAGUGCUGGCUUAAUGUUGGAGAAAAAAGAUGAUCUAUCAAAUUUGUGUGAUCUUUAAACAAUGUUAUUUUAUGAUGACAAAAUAAAAAUAAUGCUUCCCUA